Messenger RNA from Leptomonas pyrrhocoris, 534 nucleotides. Its product is annotated as putative clathrin coat assembly protein AP17. Gene Ontology annotation, biological process: clathrin-dependent endocytosis; protein transport. The record is from RefSeq and is a predicted model, not a curated record. The transcript has a single exon. Gene Ontology annotation, cellular component: AP-2 adaptor complex; intracellular membrane-bounded organelle. Gene Ontology annotation, molecular function: clathrin-cargo adaptor activity. Lineage: Eukaryota; Euglenozoa; Kinetoplastea; Trypanosomatida; Trypanosomatidae. The coding region runs from base 103 to 534 and encodes 143 amino acids.
GGCGCUGGGCCUUUUCAUUUUGAUUUCUAGCGUCUGUUGCCUGCUUGUGAGCAUCACCAAAAAGAAAAGAAAACAGAAAUUGUUUUAAGGAGCGGAUCAACAAUGAUUCACUUUGUUCUUCUUCAGAACCGGAUGGGCAAGACUCGCCUCGCGAAGUUCUACAUCCCCGUAGAUGACGCAGGUCAGGAGCGAAUCAAGCGUGAGGUACACGCGAUCGUCAACACCCGCGAUUCCCGCUCCACCAACUUCGUCUCGUAUGAGAACAUCAAACUCGUGUAUCGCCGCUACGCCGGUCUCUUUUUUACGUUGGGACUGGACCAGGAGGACAACGACCUCGUAUACGUCGAGCUUAUUCAUCUUCUGGUGGAAGUGCUGGAUAUGUUCUUCAAGGACGUCUGUGAGCUGGACCUCGUCUUCAACUUCCACAAGGUGUUCAUGAUCAUUGACGAGAUGAUCACCGGGGGCGAGAUUCAGGAAGUGUCGCGUCCCGUCAUCCUCCAGCGUCUACAGGAGCUGGAGAUUUCCAGCAAAUGA